AUGAGCAACAACGAUUUUUGGGACAGUAGCGAUGACGACCAAGAACCAACCAGUGUAAAUAAACCAGACCUUGAUGAUUCCUCCGAUCAAGAACAAGAUGGAAUGGAACAACAAAAUUCUACAGAAAAUAACAUUAAAGAAAUGUUAGAUAAAACUGACGAUGACAAACCAAUAUUCUUACUCAGCCAAUUUCCUUCAGAAAUGGAAGUUAAAUUUACCACUGAACAAUAUCCAAUUAAAGUUUCUGAAAAUGCUUUUAAAGUACCAUCAAAUUUCACUAGAUUUGGUUUGUCGGAAGUCAUUAAUCAACUUAUUGCUCAAGAAAAUGAUGAACAUAAACAUGUUCCAUUUGAAUUCUUGAUUGAAUAUAAACCAGGAAAGAAAAUCUUCUUGAGAACAAGUCUUGCCAAGUUUUUUACUAAACUUCAAAUAUGGCCAGAAUCAUCUAUCACAUUAGAAUACAUUGAAGCACAACCUGCACCAAAGUGUGUUGAUAGUAUUCCUCAUGAUGAUUGGGUUAGUGCACUUUCAUUAGUAACACAUCCGAGUGGAGCUGAUAUUCUUUCUUCCAACUCAAAAGAUAAUCAAUAUUUAGUUUCAGGAUGUUAUGAUGGUGUUGUUAGAGUUAUUGAUACUUCUUUGGGUAAAAUUGUUCACCAAACUAAGCAAUCUAAGGUACCAAUUACAUCCUUAGCAACUUGUUAUGUUACAUCCCAACAUUUAAGUGAUUCUGAUAAGACAUACUCAUCCGGUGAUAUAAUAAUAGCAGGUGGUGGUAAAGAUGAAUUUGGUAGAGUUUGGGUUUCAAAUCCAACAGAUUCAAAGAUGAGAAUGAAAAUGUUAUUGAAUGGUCACACUGAUAACGUUAAUGAUAUUUGCUUGCAUCCACGUGGAACCAUGAUUUGUACUGCAUCAGAAGAUCGUUCUCUUAAAUUGUGGGAAGUUGAUUUGGCUAGAACUAGGGAAAACCUCUUCUACGAAAAUAACCAUGUACAAACUAAAGAUGAUGAUAAUGAGGAUUAUAAGGAACCAUCAAAAAAGAAGAAAAAGAUGCCAUCUCAAAUUCAACAAUAUGCUUGCAUUGGAACAUUGGAAAGAAAUGAGAAUGAAAACCAAAAUGGACACUUGCUUGGAAUCAAUUGUGUUAGCUGGAUAGAAGGAGGUAGAAUUGUAUCAGGAAGUUCUGAUCACACUAUUCGUGUUUGGGAUGUUACAACAGGAACCAAUUCCAUAACACUCAAUGGUAGUAAGGUUGUCACCUCGAUAUCUGUUAGGGAAAAGUCUGAAAGUACUACUGUUUUAAGUUCUCAUCCUGACUUUUUGAUUAGAAUGUGGGAUGCCAGACAAGGCGGUUCAAAGAAGGCCUCUCUUUUUAGAUCCCACAGAGGUUGGGUUAGAAAGGUCAAGUGGGUGAGCGAUUUUCAAUUUAUUUCUGGUGGUGAUGAUAAUGUUGUCAAAUUGUGGGAUAUUAGAAGUGGUAUUCCAAUCCACAGUACUCCACACUCUGUCAAUCCUGAAAGAAAGACUAUUUCCACAGAUAAGGUUUUGUCUAUUGAAGGUUUUACUCCAUCUGAAGGUCAAAUCAAGGAACAAAGUCAAAAUGGUCAAUCCAAGUAUCAUUUAUUCUCUGGUUCAACAGAUUGUACUGUAAAGAAACAUUCCAUGAUGCAUCAAUAAAUUUUCUUUAUAAACCAAUCC
Naegleria gruberi is the source of this 1698-nucleotide messenger RNA. RefSeq lists its product as uncharacterized. Bases 1 to 1677 code for a protein of 558 amino acids. The record is from RefSeq and is a predicted model, not a curated record. NCBI's taxonomy places the organism in Eukaryota, Heterolobosea, Eutetramitea, Acrasida, Naegleriidae. Gene Ontology annotation, cellular component: preribosome, large subunit precursor. Gene Ontology annotation, molecular function: protein binding. The transcript has a single exon.